This is a messenger RNA of Xyrauchen texanus (razorback sucker), 3983 nucleotides long. RefSeq names its product protein kinase X-linked (gene prkx). Bases 502 to 1569 code for a protein of 355 amino acids. The transcript is spliced from 8 exons. Lineage: Eukaryota; Metazoa; Chordata; Actinopteri; Cypriniformes; Catostomidae. The record is from RefSeq and is a predicted model, not a curated record. Gene Ontology annotation, biological process: protein phosphorylation. Gene Ontology annotation, molecular function: ATP binding; protein serine/threonine kinase activity.
UGGUUCAGGUUUCUAGAUGGAGACGGAAGGGGAAGUUAAUAAUUGAAAUGUCUAUCACAUUUAGCAAAUCUACAUCAGAGUACCAGCAAACAACGUUCAGACUGUAUCCUUGCUCCUGAAAAUUUCGACCGGAAAACCUCCUGUAUUCGUAAGACUUAAGUUUAAAUCCUUGAAUCCUGUCCACUCCUUUCUUUGUUAACGUGCAAUAGUUGCAACGGGACGUCCGUGAUAAAGCAGAAAAUCAAUGACAUUUCCAUUAACAUGAAUUGUUUAAUAUGUUAAAGACUUGCUGUUUACUAGUGUUUUCUUACCUGGCAAUAUCUGGUUAUCAUAUCGGAGAGUCACGUUCUCAUUUGUACGAACAAAGGAGAUGCUAACUUGACCGAGACAGAUCAAUGUGUAUAAUAUCGAUAGCUCGUUUUCCAAAAGGGGAGAUAUUUAACUUUAUAUAUAGAAGUUAUCAAUUACUGUGGCUAGAAAUAGGAAAACACACAGUAGAAGAUGGCAACAACAAAAGGCAAAGCUGGAAUAAAUAAUGAAAGCAGUUCUGGUCGAGAUUGUGGCAAGACAGAAGCAGGCAGUCCCACCGCAGGGGCCGAAUCCCUGACCACCCACAGGACCUACAGUCUAGACGACCUGGACACUAUUGCCACUGUUGGUACAGGAACCUUUGGAAGGGUUUUUCUGGUGAAGGAUAAAAAGACAAGAGCUUUCUUUGCUCUGAAGGCGAUGAAGAUUCCUGACGUAAUCCGUCUGAAACAGGAACAACAUGUCCAUAAUGAGAAAGAGGUUUUGACAGAGGUGAACCAUCCUUUCCUCGUCAGACUGUUCUGGACACACCAUGAUGAUCGCUUCCUGUACAUGCUGAUGGAAUACAUUAAUGGCGGUGAACUCUUCAGAUAUUUACGCAGCCGAGGACGAUUCAGUAACAACACCGGACUAUUUUAUUCAGCGGAAAUUGUGUGUGCCAUUGAGUACCUUCACUCUAAAGAAAUUGUGUACAGAGACCUGAAACCAGAGAAUAUACUGCUGGACAGUGAGGGGCACAUUCGCCUGACAGAUUUUGGCUUUGCUAAAAAGCUCUCAGAAAGGACAUGGACUCUGUGUGGUACUCCUGAGUAUUUGGCUCCAGAAGUCAUACAGAGUAAAGGUCAUGGACGAGCAGUUGACUGGUGGGCUCUGGGUGUGCUCAUCUUUGAAAUGCUAGCAGGGUAUCCUCCAUUUUUUGAUGAUAAUCCCUUUGGCAUCUACCAGAAGAUUCUGGCAGGAAAGCUGGAGUUUCCGCGGCAUCUGGAUUUCUAUGUAAAGGACCUAAUUAAGAAGUUUCUGGUGAUUGACCGGGCAAGAAGGCUUGGGAACAUGAAGAAUGGAGCUGAUGAUGUGAAAAAGCACAGAUGGUUUAAGUCUAUAGAUUGGGAGUUUGUCCCCUGUAGAAGACUCAAGCCACCUAUACUUCCAAAGGUAUCUCACGAAGGUGACACGUCAAACUUUGAUACCUAUCCUGAGGAUGAGUGGAAGAAGGACAUGCCAGUACCAGCUAAGGAUCUGGAAAUUUUCAAGAACUUCUGAAAAUAAUUUCUUAAUGAGUAAAAAUACAAGGCUGGGAAAAAAAUUACAAAGAGCUGAAGUUUUAAGUUAAAGGUCAUGGUUUCAUCAAUAUAGGCAUGUCUUGCCUGCUUCCCUUAGAUGAUUCCAAAUCUGCAGACUAUGAAAACAAAUAUUGCCUUUCAGUGUGAGGACUGACUUCAACACUAUCACCAAUAUACUGUAUAUCAUGAUCAUCGUCAAACAAAUAUAGGGCAAACCCAAUUAUCACUUCAGCGUCUGCUAAAUAAUGAAUAACUUCAUUUUGUCUAUUUAUAUUAUGCAAAAAUAAUGUUUUUCAAUAUCAAGUUUAAAUCAGCAAUAACAAGGUUCUGUUCAAGGUUCCUUUUGCUGGUGAAGACAAUGUAUUUGCUUACCUGAAGUGUAUGGUCAUGUUUUUGUGAAGACUUUAUAGCUUGAAAAGCUUACUGAAUCUGCGCUUUUAGCCUGACAAUUGUUUUUUUCUUCUAGAAAAUAUUAUUUAUCUGAACUUGAUCCCCAAUCUUUUUACUGCAUAAAACUCAUAUAUGUUGUCUCUUUAUAUAUCAAAACAUAAGAAUCCAAAGAGCUUUCAAACAGAUUCCUGCCAGGAUCUUGGACUCAGAAUGCUAGGUAAAGUAGAGGUAGCACCUACCUAAUCAAGAUUUACCUCACAAAAACGUAUUGAUUACUUUAAUGAAUCAGCAUUAAUGUUUGGUUUUGGUUCAAAAACAUUGUCUGUAAGAUGCAUCUCGUUAUGUAUGCAUUUUCUAGUGGGUUAAAAUGCUUAAACACUUCAGAUUUAUUAAACCGUGCUUGUCUACGGUUGCCUUGCAUUUAUAAUGGGAUAAUUAGGACAAAGUUUACAUUAUUUAGUAUAAUGGAAUGGAAUUUAAAGGGAUAGUUCACCAUAAAAUAAAAUUCUCUCAUCAUUUACUCACCCUCUUGCCAUUCCAGAUAUGUAUGACUUUCUUUCUUCUGCAGAACACAAAUGAAGGUUAUUUGAAAAAUAUCUUGGCUCUGUAGGUCCAUACAAUGCAAGUGAAUGGGUUUCAAACUUUUGAAGCUUCAUAAGCACAUAAAGGCAGUAUAAAAGUAAUCCAUAAGACUCCAGUUGUUAAAUCCAUAUCUUCAGAAGCAAUAUUCAGUGUAGGUAUGUCCUUUUUUACUAUCAAUCUCCACUUUCACAUUCUUCUUCAUUUCUUUUUGGUGAUUUACAUUCUUUGUGCAUAUCGCCAACUAUGGGCAUGGAGGAGAAUUUCUAGUAAAAAAGGACUUCAAUAUUGAUCUGUUUCUCAAGUAUACCUAUUAUAUCACUUCUGAAGACAUGGAUUAAACCAAUUGAGUUUUAUGGAUUAGUUUAAUGCUGCCUAUAUGUGCUUUUUGAUGCCUCAAAAUUCACCAUUCACUUGCACUGUGAGGAUCUACAUAGUUGAGAUGGUUUCUUAAAAAUCUUAGUUUGUGUUCAGCAGAAGAAAGUAAGUCAUACACAUCUGGGAUGGCAUGAGGGUGAGUAAAUGAUGAGAGAAUUUUCAUUUUGGGGUGAACUAUUCCUUUAAAACUUUUGGCAUAUUCAAAGUCUUGCGUAAAGGGAUGAGAACUGACUAUUGCAUGAAAUGCUUUAAAACUGUUGCACCUGUGAUUUUGUUGUGUAUGUUUAAACCAAUUCUUCCUCUUUCCUAACCGCUCUCAUUUUCUUGACUGCAUUUGUCUGAAGCAGUGGUAUAACAUUGUAAUUUGUCUACUGAAAUUCAUUUCUUUGGGGUAAUUUCUUUAAAAGUUGGUCUUGUUAGAACACUGUUGAUUUUAAAUUGCAAAUGCAAUUUUAUACUAAGGAAACUAUCUUGCAGAUUUCAUAUGGACAAGUAUGAUCCUUUACAGCUGAUGCAUUGUCUGUCUUUUAUCAUCUAGAGUCAGUGGUACAUGUAAAGUGUUUUUUGUGAGAGUUUUUUCCUGAUGUUUGUGUCAUUGUAUCCUGUGUGAAUAAUUUUGCUGUAUUCUCAGUUUUUAGAAUUUUUUUACUGUUUUGAGAAAAGAUUAUAUUUUAUAUCAUUUGCAACAGCAAAAACAGAAAUGAAGUUCUAUGAACUUACAAAUCGACACAAAGCUAGCAUAGGAUUUUCAUACUGAUUUUUUUAAUUGUACUUUUUUUAGUUUAUUAGAAGGCACCUUUCCUUUCUGAACAUUGAUAGUAUUUAAGAUUGUGCAAGUGCAAUGUUCCCUGCAACCAUGAAAAUAAACUGAACUUUCCAUGUGGGCAAAACCUGUUAUAAUGUCUCUAACCAAACUUGUUGAGAACUUCAGUCUGAUGGCACCAGGCCAUACACUCCAAGUAGACUGAUUCACACAAGCCUCAGGGGCCUUUUAAUCUACAGGACAGGCUUACUGGACAUUAUUAAACCAUUUACUGUAAGAUUCAA